GAGUGACGGUAAUUCUGUGCGACUGUGAGAAAUAGGUAGUGCUGCUCACCAGGUUUAUACAAGCUCUACGGAUAUGGCGGCGGCGGCGUCCUUGUCUGUUCCUGCAGGCAAGUUGUACGUCGCUGUCUCUGGUUCGUCCAUCUCGUUGUUACGCCAUGAUUCCUCCUCUUCGUCCUUCGUCGCGACGGCGGGCUCUUGUCACGUGUGCCCGGGCUGCUGCGUUCCGCCUUUCUCUUCUGACGUGGAUGCAUGCCGCCCAUGCACGAUCGCCUUGCCUGGUAUGGACGCAUUCCAGGGCCUGCGCAGCUGCAAACGUUAUCCGAAACUGGCGGGAUCUCCUCCUCUUGGCGGCGCGCGAAGCGUAUCGUCCUUUGCAGAGCAAAUGAAGUCCGUGACACUGCGUGGGGCCUCGACGUCGCGUCCCAGCAGAGGGGUUGUUUCUUGCGAGGCGGGGAUGAAGAUCGUGUUUGUCUCCGCUGAGGUCGGCCCUUGGAGUAAGACGGGUGGCCUUGGCGAUGUGUUGGCUGGACUGCCGCCCGCGCUUGUCGCCCGUGGUCAUCGGGUGAUGACCGUGGCGCCUCGGUAUGAUCAGUACAGGGACGCUUGGGACACCAGUGUCACGGCGGACGUGGUGGUGGGCGGGAGGACGGAGACUGUGCGCUUCUUCCACUGCCAUAAGCGUGGUGUCGACCGUGUUUUCGUGGACCAUCCUCUCUUCCUUGCCAGGGUUUGGGGCAAAACGGGCGGCAAGAUCUACGGAGAGACGACUGGGGAAGAUUACCCCGACAAUCAACUGCGCUUUAGUCUGUUCAAUCAGGCGGCUAUCGAGGCCGUUCGACUUCUCGACUUCAAGCACAGCAGCAGCAGCAGCAGCAGCAGCAGCAGCAGCAGCAACUCUCCCUCCCCCUUCCAGGGUCCCUAUGGCGACGAUGUGAUCUUUGUAGCGAACGACUGGCACAGCGCGCUUGUUCCUUGCUACCUCAAGAGCAUAUACAAACCACGCGGACAGUUCGUGAAUGCCAAGGUCGCCUUCUGCGUGCACAACGUUCUUUAUCAGGGCCGUUUUGCUGCCACGGACUUCGACCUCCUCAACCUUGGGGAGGAGCUGAGGCCCUCUUUCGGCUUUCUUGAUGGGUACGAGAAGCCCGUCGUCGGGCCGAAGAUCAACUGGAUGAAGGCAGGGUUCGAGGAGGCCGAUGUGCUGCUCACCGUAAGCCCUAACUAUGCAAAGGAGUUGGUUUCUGGCGAAGACAAGGGCAUGGAGCUCAAUCACGUUGUGCAGAGGAGGGGUAUUGUCGGUAUCGUGAACGGUAUGGACGUGCAAGAGUGGGACCCCGCUUCCGACAAGUACCUUGAAGUCAAUUACGACGCCUCGAACGUUCUGGAAGUCAAGCCUGGAUUGAAGGAGCUUCUCCAAGCUGAGGUGGGGCUGCCUGUUCUUCCGCACGUGCCGCUGUUUGCCUUCAUAGGCAGACUCGAGGAACAGAAGGGGUCGGAUGUGCUGUGCGCAGCACUUCCCAAGUUGAUGCAGGAGGAGAACGCGCUGCAGAUGGUCGUGCUGGGAACGGGGAAGAAGAGGUUUGAGUCGGAGUUAAGGGCGCUGGAAAAGAGGUACCCGGAGAGGUUCCGUGCCGUGUGCAAGUUCAAUGCACCCUUGGCUCAUCUGCUCACCGCUGGGGCGGACUUCAUGGUUAUUCCCAGCCGAUUUGAGCCUUGCGGCCUCAUUCAGCUCCAUGCUAUGAGGU
This is a messenger RNA of Chara braunii, 1745 nucleotides long. Lineage: Eukaryota; Viridiplantae; Streptophyta; Charophyceae; Charales; Characeae. The record is from the annotation of a GenBank genome assembly.